ACGCCGUACAAGCAAACAGAGGACAUGCGGAUUUUUGAAAGAAUCUUCUCCCAAUUACGUGGCAUAUACCAAACCAAAUGAAACUCCAUUUGGGGACAUCUGAUAAAACUAAACCAAGAGAAGCACCAACCACGGCCAAAGCUCCCCCAAAUCAAUCCCUCGCUCCAAGAAGAAAAACCAUUACCGAUCCCGAUCAUUCACACAAAGCCAGCCAGAUAUGCUGAAAGCUCAGCUCUUGUUCAUGUGUGAUCCUUGAAAAAGGAAGGGCAAACCUUAUCAUAACGAUAACUGGGGAAAAGGGUAGAAAAAGUUUUAGAUUAGUUUGUUCCUUUAUCCAGGUCUCUUUGCUUCGAGGAACCCACUUCCCGUUCUCAACCAUGGAGUCAUUUCCCUCCACGAAACCCUCCUCCUCCUCCUACUCAAUCUUCGUAGCCCAAUUCUUCUUGUUCCUCGUUUGCGCCACUCAAGCUAUAAAAACCCCGUUUCACCCACGGGACGUGCUGCCGCUGUUACCCAAGGAAGUUUCCUGGCCGGUCCUUGAUUAUCUCAAUGGGGCGGUGGAUCUUCUCCCGACGUUUGUGGGGGCUGCCUCUUCUCCAGAAAACACCGCGGUGUGGAAAGGCGCGUGCUUUUACGAGAACGAGGCUUGGAUGGAGUUCCACAAUAAGACUGGGAGCCAAUUCGGCGGCGGUACCCUUCACCUUAAGAUCAGUAAAGCUCAUAGCUGGACAUGCAUGGAUCUUUAUCUCUUCGCCACUCCAUAUCGCGUAACUUGGGAUUACUAUUUUGUUUCUCGGGAGCAUACUCUGGAAUUCGAAGAGUGGGAAGGAAGAGCGGAGUAUGAGUAUGUGAAAAACAAGGGGGUCUCAAUUUUUCUCAUGCAAGCAGGGAUGUUGGGAACUCUCAGUGCCCUAUGGGAUGUCUUCCCCUUAUUCACUAAUACCAAGUGGGGUGAGAAUUCUAAUCUUGCUUUCCUUAAGAAGCACAUGGGUGCGAACUUUGAAGCCCGUCCUCUGCCCUGGGUCACCAACAUCACUGUUGAUGAGAUUCACUCUGGAGACUUUCUUGCAAUAUCAAAGAUCCGUGGGAGGUGGGGCGGAUUUGAAACUUUGGAGAAGUGGGUCAGUGGAGCUUAUGCUGGACACUCUGCUGUUUGCUUAAGGGAUUCUGAAGGAAAAUUAUGGGUCGGUGAAUCAGGACAUGAGAACGAGGAGGGAGAAGAUGUUGUUGCCAUAUUACCGUGGGAGGAAUGGUGGGAGUUUGAACUGAAUGAAGAUGACUCCAAUCCCCAUAUUGCUUUGCUUCCUUUGCGCCCUGAAAUCCGAGCCAAGUUCAAUGAGACAGCUGCUUGGGAGUAUGCAUUAAGCAUGGAUGGCCAACCUUAUGGAUACCAUAACUUGAUAUUUAGUUGGAUAGACACUAUCAAUGGCAACUUUCCACCUCCACUUGAUGCUCAUCUGGUAGCUUCUGUUAUGACAAUUUGGAGUCAGAUGCAACCUACUUAUGCUGCAAACAUGUGGAAUGAAGCCUUGAACAAGCGACUUGGAACUGAGGGGCUUGAUUUACCAGCCAUUAUUGUAGAGUCCGAAAAGCGUGGUUCAUCCUUUGGGGAUUUGUUAACAAUUCCGGAACAAGAUGACUGGUUGUACUCGGAUGGGAAGUCUACAUCUUGUGUGGCUUUCAUUCUUGAAAUGUACAAAGAAGCAGGACUCUUUGAUCCAUACUCUAGUGAUAUACAAGUCACCGAGUUCACGAUCAAAGAUGCUUACUCCCUCAACUUCUUUGAGAGCAAUGCAAGCCGUUUGCCAUCCUGGUGCAAUGAUGGGGAUGAUGUGAAGCUGCCCUUUUGCCAGAUCAAGGGGCAGUAUCGAAUGGAAUUACCGGAAUACAAUACCAUGGCUCCUUAUCCCCACAUGAACGAGAGGUGUCCUUCCCUUCCGCCAGACUACUUCAGGCCGCAGGAUUGCUAAAUCGGUCGUAAUCAAUCUCUCUCACUUCCUAUGGAAGUUAUGACAUGGCCAAUGUCAGCGUAGACUGUGCUUGUUUGUCUGUCCUUGUAGUAGUAAAAUUGGCAAAUGCGGACUGCCUAGUACUGUUAGUGAAAGAACAGAAAGAAAAGACAAAUGUAAAGAGCACGAAAGAUGAAGGGUUGGUGUCACUUGUAAAUAUGCAGAUCAUUGUGUAAAGAGAAAGUCAGGGGUUACUGAUGUUAUGUUCUACUGUCCUGGUCUUAAGUUAGUUGUGAUCUUAAUCAAGUUGUUAGCACUUUGAUUUAUCCUUUCCUUUGAAUUCGUGGGUGUAUGAAAUUAGAGAAACAGUUUUUUCUCUGUGUUUAGAUGGUGAUGGCAGUAUGAAUGAGAACAAGAAAAUCUGUCAUUUGCUCUACUCUUCAGGAAAUACUUGCAACUUUCUGUUUGCUCAAAACAAUCAGAAGACUGACACAAAAAGUUUGGUGACAUUCUGUAUGUUUGAAUCUAUGACAGUUUGGUCACUGCUUGCAGUUCCAUAAUCUGGUUGGGAGGGAGGAUGAUGAGAAAUGGAAAGAUAAAAAACAGUGACAGAAGUUAUGGUGAUACAAGAGUUAGGAACCAACAUAAUUUAUGUUUGGGCGUCGAGAAUAGUCUAAUCCCGGUGAAAACAAAGCAUACCGUCGAGAAUAGUCUAUAAAAAGCACAUGUACGAUAAGAUAAUGAUACAGAUGUGUCAAACGAAGCUGCAGGGUGCUUUCAAUACAGAGCUAUCGCCAAAUUCAUAAAUCUCGGUAUGUAUUUUGAGGUUAGUGUUGUAGCAUGUCACGCGUGCUAUUACUCGGCCUUGCUCGGAAUGUGGUUGCCACCGGUUGCGACUUUGUAGAGAUAAAAUGCAGUCAUGAGACCACUGAUACCAGCAAGAAGACCAGCAGGCAUGAUCUUUGAAGUUUGCAGGUAGCGUUGCCCCAUGAUAAACGUCAAAGCAGCAGCACAUACAGUUUCAAUGGCUAAAGCGAAGUAAUUGUUCUUUCUCUUCUCGAAAGCUUUCAAGCUCAAAUACCCAGCUAAGAUUAGUAUAAAACCAGUCCCCGCGCCGCCGCCCAACGACGCCACGCUCCCUUUCUUCAGAUACCCCAUCACUCCUCCCGCCACAAGAAUCAGCCCGUACGGGAUCGUGAAGCAGAAAUCGUGCAUUUCCCCCCUUUUCUUUAUCCCUUUCGCCGGUCGCCGGUCGCUCCUCCCCCUUCUCUUUCAGACGCCUCAGAAUUCGAAGUCUAACCUCGUACCCAGAUCGAAGAAGAAGAAGAAGAAGAAGAAGAAGAAGAAGAAGAAAUCGCCGCCCUUCUUCGCUUUUGCGCUCUGUUCAAAUUGUGGAAUUGUCAACAGAAAACAGAAGCGAGAGCUGUUAUUAACUGUCACGGCGGUGGCGCGUGGAAAAUUCGUUCAGGUCAACUGCUCCCCCUCUGCGCGUCUUUGAAUUUCCAGAACUACCCUCGACCUUGAAACGCCGUCGUUUCCUCGAGACGGAGGUUUUAGGCUCUGCCUCUGUCUCCUCUUCGAAACUGAAACUCGAAAAUCAGCCGAUGAACUCUACCGUCUGUUGCUCCAAAUGCUAGGAAAGCUCCGUUCUUUCCCCAACAGAGUCGCCAGAAUCACCAAAUCUCCUCCCUACUCUUACAUCUCUACUCUCUUCACUCACUCUCAAUCGGAAGAACCAUAUGACCCGCCAUUCUCCGUCAUCUCCAAACCCGCGAAACCACCCAAACCCAAAAAGAAGAAGCAAACCAAGUCUCAGGACAAGAAGACGACCACCACCAUACCCGCCGAGCGGCCCAAGCUGCCGGUGAAAUCCGACCUCCCUUUCGAUUUCAGAUACUCUUACUCCGAGUACAAUCCGGCGGUGGAGCCAAUUGGGUAUCGAGAAAAGAAGAGGUUCUCGCCGUUCGGACCUCGUCGGCUUGACAGGGAAUGGACCGGCACCGCUGCUCCGGCGGAAUUGAAUGUGGAUGAUCAGGAGCGGUACCUGGAGGAGAGGAAUCGGGUGCUGGGUGACCCGCUUACGGCGGAGGAAUUGGAGGAGCUCGUCGAACGGUAUAGGCACAGCGAUUGUUCUCGCCAAAUCAAUCUGGGGAAAGGAGGGGUGACUCAUAAUAUGCUGGAUGAUAUCCACAACCAUUGGAAGCGAGCUGAAGCCGUGAGAAUCAAGUGCUUGGGAGUUCCAACUCUAGACAUGGGCAAUCUCUGCUUCCACCUCGAGUCUAUGGCAUAGGACAAAUCUGGUGGGAAGAUCAUAUACCGCCACAUCAAUGUCCUGCUUUUGUACCGGGGGAGAAACUAUGAUCACAAGAGCCGUCCUCUUGUUCCCUUGAUGCUCUGGAAGCCUUAUCCCCCUAUAUACCCGAGACUGGUCAAGAAUGUCGCGGAUGGGCUAACGUUUGAACAAACCAAAGAAAUGAGGAACAGAGGCCUGAAUGCUCAUCCACUGAUGAAGCUGACCAGGAAUGGAGUGUACGCGAAUGUAGCAGAUAGGGUGAGGGAGGCAUUUGCGACGGAAGACGUUGUGAGGCUUGAUUGCACUCAUGUGGGUACCAGUGACUGCAAAAGGAUUGGUGUAAAGCUUAGGGUUUUUCUUCCCCAUGUCUUGCAAUGCAGGAUUUGGUACCUUGUGUGCCAAUUUUGGUCAAGGAUGAACAGAUUAUACUCUGGAGGGGAACGAUUGAGAAUGAGCAGAGACAUGACUCUCCACCUGUUUUAGCAGAGCCUUCUGAUUGUUGACAUUGAAAGACAGCACUUCUGGUUUCUGACUCAGUGAUCUGCUCCCAUUUCAUGUAACUGAUGAGCCGAAUUACAGCGAUGUAUACGUACGUUUAUCCAAGACAAUUUUUGGAUUGGGAUGCAAAUUUCUAUGUAUACAUUAUAAACAAGGGGCAGUUGUUACUGCGACAUGGUUUUCCCCUUGCAAGGUUGUGAAUUCAGAUAUCUUUGUAGAACAUUCAACAGCACAAUGAGCCAGGGUGUGUUCUUCCGACCAACCUAAGCCAUUCAGCCUACAGGUCCAGAAUGAGUGAAACAACAAUUAUAAUAACAAAAUGUAUGCUGUUAUUGUUCAGGAAAGCUAACCUGCAGCAUGUGGUACAG
Messenger RNA from Linum tenue, 5108 nucleotides. The record is from the annotation of a GenBank genome assembly. Lineage: Eukaryota; Viridiplantae; Streptophyta; Magnoliopsida; Malpighiales; Linaceae.